Molecule: messenger RNA, 3603 nt
Organism: Linum trigynum
Lineage: Eukaryota; Viridiplantae; Streptophyta; Magnoliopsida; Malpighiales; Linaceae
Source: the annotation of a GenBank genome assembly
CUCUGGCUAGCUAGUGCGAUUAUUUUAUCACUAAAAUUGAUGGCCGGCUAGCUAGCUUAGCUUGGACCUAUAUAAUGGCUGCAGACUGCAGAUUAAGACCCACAAAAACCCCCCGCCUUUUUCUUUAUCAUCGUAUGAUCAGAUCUGACAGAAGGUUGAAGCUUUCGAGGUGGAAGGAUCGUUGAAGUGUGUCUUGCUGUUAUCAAGUAAGUAAUCCAAUCUUUUUUCACUCUUGAAAUUGACAGGAAAAAAACUUUUUGGUGACCAUAAACUCGUCGCUAAAGAGGUUUUUCGUGACCACUCUGUUGCUUAUGACAGCCCUUCUUUCGACUGCAAAAAAACACUCCCUUUACCUCCUGUUCUAGUGUGUUUCUAAGUGUUCUAUUCUAUGGUAUGUUGAGAUUAAACCAUUGAAAAAGUGAUGAAUUCGCGCAUAGAUUUCGACCAUAUAAACAUUAGCCAUGAACCAGAGAAGAAAGAGGGCAGAGGAGUUCGUAGAAAACCCACCAAAACCCAGUUCUUGGAUUGUCAAAGAAGAGAGAUCCAGAAGGGAAAGUUCAUCACUUUAUUUUCCCCGGAGACCAAACAGGAGGUUGCUUGGAGAUGCUGUUCUUUUCUUGUUUUUGGAAGAGAGUGGCGAAGAUACCCAUAUUAUGUCCAGCUCUAAGUGAUAGAAGAAAAAACAGAUAGUGGACAGCUACCUACCCCACCAACUAUGAUUAACAAAAGUUAAAUACUAUAUUUAUGCAUCCGUCACAAAUGAGGAGGUAACGUAGAGAUCGGUUGAAAGUUGGAUUCUAAGGGUUCGUUUGAGAGUUGCGAUUGUUUUGUUGAGAUUGUCAUUAUGCAUGUAUUGUUUACAAUGCAUCGUUUUUUUGUUUUUUAGCAGAAACAAUACAUUGAUUGUUUAUGUGAUGUUACAGAAACUAUCACUCAUUUUGAGUGAUUGUUAUAUUUCAACUUUUAGUUGUGAUUGCUGAGAUAGUUGAGUUGAGAUUGUUUUGUUUCAGCUUUUAGCUGAUGCGACAUACACAAUCACACAUACCAAACGUUGUAUUCUACAAUGCAUCAAAUUCGAUAAUACAUGUAUAAUAUUAUACAUGCAUUCUCAACAAUACAUCUAUUUAACAAUCGCAACUUCCAAACGACCCCUUAAGUGAUGUAUUUACAGCCCCAUUUUUCGUUAGUAAAUGAAUGAUAAAUAUGUUAUUUAUUUUGAAAAGUGUACUACUAUUUAUUUAUAGCAAAAACACAAUCAAAGCCUCCAAACAAAGUAUUUUCCAAAUUCAUACAUUUAAUCGAUGCAUCAUAUUACAAUACACAAAUUGAUAAAAAUACAUCAGUUUGGAGAAUCUCAACCUCCAAACGACCCCUAAUACAUUAUUGAAGAUUCUUAUUUGAUUUUUGGUCAUGUCGUGACAUUCAGACUCUUGAGAUUAAGACUUAAAUCUUUCGAGCUUGGGUUCGAUAGGCUAAAUUCAUUCGAAUUGAGCCGAGUUUGACAUUAGCGAUACUUAAAGUAGUUCUCAAUAUGAAACAGAGCCGUAGUCAGAAACUACUGAAGUGAGAGACAUGAAAUUAUAAUUAAUAUGUAUUUAUAGCUUCCAAAAAUCUAACUUAUUAAAAAAGAUAAUUAAUAAAUAAUUUUUUUCUCAUAUACAGUUUAUCCUUAAUUGCUAAGGUGACUAUAGUCACCAUAUCCGCUCCCAUAUAUUCCCUACAGCAUGCCCAUCCAGCCUCAGUGCUCUAAUUCAUUCACUGUUUUUUUUUUCAAUCAGGCAGAAUGGACACCGAGCUACCGGCGGCGGCGGCGGAAGCAGUCUUGUCAUCGUCGAGUCUCUUCCUCCCCGUCGUCGUGUCGACGGCGGUGGCGAUGUUGCUGGGGACGGUGGCUUACUUGUACGGCCCAUACUGGGGAGUCAGAAAGGUCCCCGGCCCACCAACCGUCCCUCUGCUGGGGCACAUUCCUCUCAUGGCCAAAUACGGGCCCGACGUCUUCUCCGUUCUCGCCAAGCGAUAUGGGCCUAUUUUCAGGUUUCAUUUGGGAAGACAGCCUCUGGUGAUCAUAGCUGAUCCAGAGCUCUGCAGAGAAGUUGGGAUCAAGAAAUUCAAACACUUCCCUAACAGAAGCAUCCCUUCUCCCAUUGCUUCCUCUCCUCUCCACCAGAAAGGUCUCUUCUUUACAAGAGAUACGAGGUGGUCAAUCAUGAGAAACACCAUACUCUCAGUCUACCAGCCAUCCUACCUAGCCAGUCUCAUCCCGACAAUGCAAUCCUACAUCGAAGCCGCGACACAAAACCUCCUUCCCACUUCAGGGGAAGGAAGAGGAGGAGAGGAAGGAGAAGACGACAUCGUCUUCUCCAACCUCUCUCUCCAACUUGCUACGGACGUCAUUGGACAGGCCGCUUUUGGUGUCGAUUUCGGCCUGUCCAAACCUCAGCAGCAACAAAAAGACAAGACAAUUGGUAAUGACGACGAUGUCACGAAUUUCAUCAACCAACACAUUUACUCCACCACACAACUCAAGAUGGACCUUUCGGGCUCGGUCUCCAUCAUCCUCGGCCUGCUCCUCCCGGUCCUUCAGGAGCCCGUCAGGCAGCUCCUGAAGCGAAUCCCGGGGACCAUGGACCGGAGGGUGGAGAAUGUCAACGUCGACAUAAGUGGUCGGCUAGACAAGAUCGUGGCCAGGAGAACGAACGAAGAAAACCGAGGUAGUUCAAAGGAUUUCCUGUCGCUCAUACUGAAGGCGAAGGAGACACAGUCCGAGGAAGUGGCUCGAACCGUGUUCGCUCCUGACUAUGUAAGUGCGGUGACUUACGAGCACCUUUUGGCCGGAUCGGCUACCACUUCAUUCACAUUGUCGUCGGCGCUUUACUUGGUCGCCGGACACCCUGAGGUGGAGAAGAAGUUGGUGGCCGAGAUCGAUGCGUUCGGGCCUCGUGAUGUCCUCCCGACUGCGAACGAUCUUCAACAUAAAUUUCCUUACCUCGAUCAGGUUGUGAAAGAGUCUCUAAGGUAUUACUUGGUUUCGCCAUUAGUUGCAAGAGAAACAUCAAGUGAGGUGGAAAUUGGAGGCUACCGUCUCCCAAAGGGCACUUGGGUUUGGUUGGCACCUGGGGUUCUAGCCAAAGACCCGAAGAACUUCCCGGAGCCCGAGAAGUUCAAGCCGGAGAGAUUCGAUCCAAACGGCGACGAGGAGAAACAGAGGCAUCCCUAUGCCUUCAUUCCCUUCGGGAUCGGCCCUAGAGCUUGCAUUGGCCAGAAAUUCUCCAUACAAGAAAUCAAGCUCUCACUCAUCCAUUUGUACCGUAACUACGUUUUCAGGCACUCUCCAAACAUGAAGAAGCCGUUGGAACUCGAGUACGGGAUAGUUCUCAACUUCAAGCAUGGUGUGAAGCUCAGAGUCACCAAAAGAACGUAAAAUAUUCGACGUUAAACUUGGUUGCACAAUGUCGAGAGCAGUUUGUUGCGUAAUGAUAUUCGAUGUAAUAUGUAACAUUUUGUACGUUUACAUAUGGAUAGUGAGUUAGCUAUCAUAAUAAUGUAACAUACAUCAUCAUCAUCUCUAUGUGAAACUUACACUAAUUAAGUUUAGAAGUUCGA